AGAAGAGUCGAAGCCGCACACAGACUCAGGAAGCGCGGAGAUUCGUCUGCAGUGGAGAGAUGGAGGACUCGGAGUUUGAGGAUGUUUUGGAUGAAUGGUUUAUAGAAUCCUUGACAGCGUACAAAGAUUUGCAUGUUUAUCAGCUGGAGCAUCCCACCCAGGUCAUCGAGUGGACAUCUGGGAAAAGUGAGUGAAAAUGGAGAAUCAUCAGACUCUAUCACAGGCAGUGAUGGGACUGUUUGCGUGGCCGGAUUCAGUUCGUCUAAAAAUGAGCUCCUGGAACUUCGUUUGCCACUGAAGCUUUUUGCUGAAGAAAACAAGGGUCUCUGUGCGGAGCGGGAUUUUAAAGUUGUCCACGGUGGUUUCUCCGAAGGCCCCGUUAGCUGCCUCAGACAUGUCCCAGGAACUAGGCUGAUUGUGACCAACGAUGGGCGGGGCACUGACCUGCAAGUGUGGGACCUUGGAGGAGAGGAGAGCGAUGUGAUCAGAAGAACAGGAAGUGUCAAAGGGAUGGAGAGCGCUUCAAAGCGUGGGAGCAGGAUUGCAGCUUCUGCAUCUCCAUCCCCUCAAGUCCUUCAUGGAGCAGAGAGCAGCAGCGUCCAGCUGACUCAGCUGACUUCAGGACAAUCUCUUUAUAAAUUAGAGACAGACUCUGCAGAUCCUCUGAACUCCUUACAGUUCACGGGUGAUGCGGUUUUCCUCGCCGGAUGCUCAAACGGUAAAAUGUACUUGGCGGACACCCGGACGCCUGCCGCUCCUCUGAUGUCACCGCCGCCUCCAUCUUCCGGUCAGUCCGUCGUCUGGUGGACGGACGCCUCUGCAGACCCUCAGCAGCCGAGCUGCAGGGUUGUCAGGCUGUCUUCCUCUGGACACGCCGUGGUUUCAGACCUGAGGAAGCUGGGAGAAGCGGCAUGUCAGGCUCAGCUGGACGUCCACGGCAGACCGGACAACGUCACGGUGUCGUGGGCUCCGAGGAGAAACUGCAUCUCAGUGUCAGGUUUCAGUGGAGUUGUGGAGAUCUACGACACACGCGACUGGAGGACGGCGCUGCGGCGGGCUCCCCCACUCUUCCAGCAUCGCGGUCACGCCGUCUCAUGUCAGCAAACUGACGGCUGCGACCCCGUCCGCAUCACCGCCCACGUCUGGCACCCCGAGCGCCCGCAGACGCUGCUGUCCACCGCUUCAGACGGCUCAGUCCACGUCUGGGACUGGGUGGAACCGGAUGCUAACAGACUAGAAUCCCAAUCAGAACCCAGUAUAGAGCAGGACCAAAAAUAAACUGGAGAGCAUGAAUCACCUCAGACACACGGAUGGAAGACUUAAAUGAAAAAGUUUUUUAUUUCAACAAAGGAGAAAAAAAAAUCUGAGCGUGACUAGUUGGCAGGGACUCAUUAAAAUUCCCACAAUUCUUGAAAACUGAUGACUCAGCUGUUACCGUGCAGCAUCAGCUGCAGUGUGUAAUAAGUAAAUAAAGUCAUUAUGAGUCAGAAAAUAUCACUAUUUUA
This is a messenger RNA of Oryzias melastigma (Indian medaka), 1505 nucleotides long. It is a transcript of the gene wdr73, whose product is annotated as WD repeat domain 73. Lineage: Eukaryota; Metazoa; Chordata; Actinopteri; Beloniformes; Adrianichthyidae. Gene Ontology annotation, molecular function: protein binding. Bases 133 to 1278 code for a protein of 381 amino acids. Gene Ontology annotation, cellular component: cytosol; spindle pole. The record is from RefSeq and is a predicted model, not a curated record. The transcript is spliced from 8 exons. Gene Ontology annotation, biological process: cytoplasmic microtubule organization.